CCUCCUCCUCCUCUCUGCGCUCCUCCCUGCCGCCAUUCCUCCUCUGCCCACUGCUGGGGCUGCUCACCUAGAGAAAUCAACUCCAAGAGGAAAGGGCAGUAGCAUGAAAACACCCCACCUACCCAAUCCCCCCUCUCCUUGCUUUCAAUGCCUCUGCGGCGGCAGCACUGGCCUGGCUGGUGAGCCGUACAUCCGAAGUUGCUUUGGCUUGUCCUGGGCAAGAUGAGGCCACAGACCAAUCCAGAGAGUAGUGAAGAGAAGGUUCUAAGUCGGAGCCUAGGAAGCUGGCCUUCCGGGGGCCCUUAUCCCCACCCAGCCCUCCCUGGGGUCAAAGCCGGGGCCUCCUGCGCACCCGCUCUUCCCACUGGGCUGCAGCGAAGCCCCUUGUGCACAUUGCCCUCCUGUCGUGGCAGAAGGCGCUUGGCUGCCCUUUGUGGCGCAGGAGGCUGCGUGGCGGCUCUUGGUAGAGAUGUGCCCAGGCAGUCAAAUCCUGUGUGGUGCUGCUUUGUAGAAUACAGUCCUGUGAUGCCACUGUUUUGUUCAGUUUCUGUGCAGGAGGCUACGCUCUCUUCUGUAUAGCUCCCAAACUUUCAUAUAUGUAAAAUAAAAAAACACUUAGCCCUGCAAAUAAACAGAUAAAUAGCCUAACUGAAGGGACUGCCUAAGCAGCUUUGUAUUUCAGCAGGAGAAAUAGAUGAGGCCCUGGUGACAUUUUCUUCACCUUCCCGUUGCACCUCAGUGCCUCUGAUGUCAUUGGCAGAACGAGUUGACCUAACUGGGCCUUCUCCUGGCUCUGUGUGGUUUUUUGUUAACCAGAUCCAACUGCUUUGUGUAAACCAAAACUCUUUGUAAGCCAAGUUUGUAGAACACACUGAAAAAUAUAGAUGUGAAGCUUGACUCUAAAAAUACAUUUAAAAAAAAAACAAUGGGAAACACAAUGGACUCCAUUUUAAAAAAUCCCACACAAUGUGCCUUUUCCAUUGCUACUGGUACAGCAUCUUUAUUCUCUUUGGUCCUUCGGUCUGAGACAAACCUUGGUCACUCUUGACCCCGGUGUAAGAGCAGCAGAAACUUGAACUCUUUCCCUGGCAGGAAUCCCUAGGGAAAGCUCUCCAAGGCAGACGUUCAGGAAGAGAGUGCACGAUGGCCCUGGAAACUGUGAAGGAGCUCUUGAGCUUUGACUGCGGCUUGCUGGUGGCUUACCAGGUGUACAAAAGCUCCCAGCUGGAGUCCAUCAGCUUUCAGACCAGCCAAAUGAGGGACGUCUUCUUACAGCACCCUGAGGUUGUGCUCAUUCAUCGAACCCACAACCCGUGGGGCAAGGCCCUCUACACCUUCAUGGUGGACCAGCCUUUCAUGCAGCUGGAAGGGGAGGUGACCAAGGUGAUCCACUUCGCCGUCCCCACCAGGGAGUCGGCGGAAGGCCUGGCUCAAAUGUACCGCACCUUCAAGGCCUUCAACCCCGAAUGGAAGCGGAUCAAGACCUUCCUGGUUGACCCGCGCUUCCGGUGGCUGCCGGCGCUGUCGGAAGCGUUCCCCUCUGUGGACGUCCAGCUGUCCGUCUUCCACAUAUGCAAACACUUGCAGCACAAGAUCCAGCAGGUCUCCCUGGAAGCCCACACGGAAAGGCUGGUUCUGAGCGCCUUGAGGAACGGCAUGUGUGCCCCCAGCGAGAGCAACUUGAGGAAGCUGUACACCGUCCUGUGUGGCUUUGUGAAGCCCAACCGCUUGCCCCAGCUCCACAAAGAAUGGCUGCUCAACGAGAAGAUCUGGGCCUUUCACCGCUGGCGGACCUGGGGCCAGUGCAGCCAGUAUUUCAAAGAUCUGGAGAUGCUCACACACAGCUUAAGCCAGAUCUUCUGCAUAGGACCAUCCCUGGAGACCUGCAUCACCAAAAUAGCAAAGACUUACCAGAAGGUUGUCCAGAAGAGCUCCGCGGAGUCUGCGCCAGGCCCAGGCCCUUUGCUCGGGGAGAACGGCUCCUCCAUCCAGAACCUGCUGGUGCUUCGCUCCUCUGCUGCAAACUCUCAGAGGUUUCUGCUUCCAAGGGAUUCUGCUCCGACCGCCGCGCCGACUCCCCUGAAGCCGGCGGCAGGGGUUGCUGCUGAAGAGUCAGCUCGCGAGGAGGAGGCAGAGGUGACUUCCAGAGAGGCUGAGGAGCGGAUCAAGCAGUCCUUGAGCGACAUCUGCACAGAGCCGGCGGCCAGGCUGUGCUUGAACGAGUUUGCGGUUGUCCAGAGCUCUGCGCAGUUGAUGGGAAACAACGGAGAGGUUGCCAGCGUACAGAUCCUGGAAGACGCCCAGGCCGUGCGCCACAAGGGCCUCAGCAGCUGCACCUGCCACUUCAGCCAGACCUUCCAGCUGCCCUGCCGGCACGUCCUGGCUGUGCUGAACUCCGAAGGGAAGGCUUUCGAGCCCGGCAGGAUCCCAGCGCGGUGGCGCAAGGGAAACAGCACAUCCCAAGAGGGACAGAGCAGUUCUGAUGGGCUGCUGGAGGUCCUGAGUUGCUCGUGGGACAAGUUGUUGGACAAGUACCUGGCUGUGUCGUUUCUCACUGCGGAGAUCAGCCGGCUUCUGAGCCAGUGCAGUCACGAGGAGUUUGAUCGCAGGUACAGCACCCUCCGCGAGCUGGCCGACAGCUGGAUUGGGCCUUACGUGCAGGUGAAGUUGUAAUUAGGCUCAGGGGCACUACUGGGAGCAGACCCUUGGGCUCGCUGGUCUGGGGGAGCAGCCUCCUCUAGCAGGGCUCUCCUCAGAAGUGCCGGAGACUUGAGGUUAACAUUUCAUUCAUCUCCGAGUGUCUGUGGGGCUCCUCCUUUGUGGAGGGAGCUUUGAUGAGCAGCUCAAGACUCUGUACACAACUGCAAACCUGUGCUCUUGUCUGAGACUUUGCCGGCAACUCAGUGGCGGCUCAGGGGUGCCUGACAUGACCUACGGUCCCCGUGAAGCCCACCCCCUCGUCUCUCUGCAUUACUAUUCCCCUAAGUCAGUUGGUUUUAACCCCGCCAGCAUGUCUGGUUCUCCAUGUCAAAGGGGACCAGGUGUGUCCCCCCAAGUCCUUUUUUCCUAUCCCUCCCCCCCCUUGAUUAUUGAAAUGGGGCCCCCUGCACCCAGCGAGAGCAGGACUUCUCUUUCGUAAAUGUCGUCAAUAAACAAGUCUUUCCUGUU
Molecule: messenger RNA, 3168 nt
Organism: Podarcis muralis (Common wall lizard)
Lineage: Eukaryota; Metazoa; Chordata; Lepidosauria; Squamata; Lacertidae
Gene: ZSWIM1
Product: zinc finger SWIM-type containing 1
Molecular function (GO): zinc ion binding
Source: RefSeq, a predicted model, not a curated record